This is a messenger RNA of Rhopilema esculentum, 7821 nucleotides long. Its product is annotated as focadhesin. Gene Ontology annotation, biological process: regulation of post-transcriptional gene silencing. The record is from RefSeq and is a predicted model, not a curated record. NCBI's taxonomy places the organism in Eukaryota, Metazoa, Cnidaria, Scyphozoa, Rhizostomeae, Rhizostomatidae.
GAAUCACAACCACUUAGGGGGACUUGCAUGCAAGUCCAGCAGCAAGUCGAGGGGGUUCCCGGAAUUGGAUCUAUAUGCCUCGUUUGGAAUCGAGAAGUGGCGGUAAAGGUUUCAUGCAAAAUGGCGUCUGGCUCCUGUCAGGAUGACGAUGAAACAGUAAUCGAUAUCUUCAUUAGCAAGAACCUAUGGAAGGAUUACAAUGCCACUUUAGAAAUUAGCAAGCAAGGGAAAUUAGUAGAGAAUCCUGAUCAGGUUAAAGAAAUCACUCAUCUGCUGGAAUAUUGUGGUGAUAAACAUUGUUUUGAUGCAAACAUCACAAGUUUCAAGCUACUUUUAAAACUUGUCGUAAAAAGCAUAAUUCCAAAAGACUAUCUGCUGAAAAAGAUAUUAAUUCUCUCAGCAACCAAAAAGAAUCCCUCCUUAGUAGUUUCAUCUCUCUGGGAAAUUAUUAUCUGGGAAAUUGAAAAUCAACUCAAGAAGACAGAAGAAUUCCACUGUCCUUAUAAAAUAAGGACUCAAAUGCAUCCUUUCAUAGCAGUCAUUCAGCAGAGACCAGAAGCAUGUGAUUAUAUUAUUGAUGCAAUCAAGUAUCAAUAUCUUUUGGCAAUUGAAUCAUCAUCCAAAAUCCUGCAGCAUCUUAUAUCAUCAAUAAAACCAUUUAUCACAUUCGUGCUGCUUGACCCAGAUCGCACUUCAAGAUUCAGGGAUGCUCGCACAUUGUUCACUUGCUUUGCUGAAAUCAUUAAGACCUUAUAUGACAGUGGACAUAAAGAAGAAGCGAUAAACAUUGCAGAAUUCCUGUUCUUGAUAGUACAAUUUAGAAAGACAGCAGAUGAUUUUAUCUAUGACAACACAAUUUUAACAGAACAAUUGGCUUUGUGCUUACUUGGCUUUCAAAGUGACGAAAAUGUGUCAUUUCUCCUGAAAAAGAUUGGUUAUCAUGCAAUGUCACUGUGUCAUAAACUUGUGGAUGUCAAGAGGAACCUGAUUGUGCAUUUGAGCUUGCUUGAAAAGAUAUUUCUCAAUUAUCCAAAGGGUUUUCUAUCAGAUGAAUUUUUGUAUCUGCUUGCUCUCCUGUUAUACAAGAGUCCUGCAAUUUAUCACGAGAAAAUUCUUAGACUGGGACUCCACGUGAUUCCGUGUUGUGUUGCAUUACGUCAUCCAUCCCAAUCUUUAUCCGUUUUGAAGGCGUUCGUCCUUCCUUUGUUCACAAUAAUAGCAGAUCAAAACGAAGAAAAAGAUAGAAGUACUUGCCAGAAAAUAGCUCAUAAUCUUUUUAUGAAUAUUCGAUGUUGCUAUUUAUCAUCCAAAAAUUCUGAUGAUGAGGGCGAUGAUAAUAGAUUUUUGGAAUCCGAGUGCCUGGCAGACGAGCUUAUGAUUGCUAAACAUCACUGCAGACUGUUAAUAGAAAUCAACAGGUCAGAACCCUCUGCUAAAGAGUUCAUCCAUGCAUUCAAUGAAAGCAAAACACAUUCUGACUCAUUAAUACUGAUGCUCUCGACUCUGGUUGUAAAUCCACAGAACGAAAACAUAUUAUCAGAUGUGCUUGCAACUAUCACUACCUUUGGAAUGACCAACCCAAAAAUGGCCAUCAACUUUCUGCCAUUAUUACUGCACACCUCAAACCAGUGCGGUCAAUCGUCUAUGAAGUUUAUGAUUCUUGAAUCGCUACCAUUGUUAGGUACAAACAAGCUUUUGGUAUCACCAGUUUUGAAAGCGAUCCUAAUGCUAAGCACAUCGAAUGCUGUUCUUCCUUUGGCAAUCAGACUAACCAAAGAUUUAUGGAAGAUUCAGCCGAGGAUCUUUCCAUACCUCCAGCAGCUUCUUUCGAAACGAGUUGAGCUCAAAGAUAUGUCACAGGCAAUAUGGGAGGAGCUAAACAUCUCUAGAGUUUCAACUCUAUUAGAGAUCUGUAAACUCAGACCUACACAACAUGGCCCAGAUGUAAUUGGUUUGCUCGCAAGUAUAUUUAAUGAUUUUGAAAAAGGCCAGGUUUGUGCUCGUUCAGAGGUGGCUGAUAGCAUCGUGUACCUAGCACUUGAGGCUUUGAAGUUUCUAUGUGAGGCAGAGGUAUCUGAUUUCCAAACAGCCUGGGCAGAAGUGUCUCCAAAAGUUCUCUCAAGUCAAUCACCAAUCGUUAUCAAGGGUAUCAUUAGCUUCGUAAGCUUGGCACCUCGGGUUCUUGGAAGAUCCACUGCCGAUCUCAACUUCAUCCAAUAUGCUUGUGAUUUCAUAUGGCAGUACGUUGAUCAUGAGAAUCCAAAUGUUGGAUCUGCAGCAUUUGCCUUUUUGACGAACUUCCAGGUGGAUAGUUUUACUGUAGGAAAUUUACCACCAAAAGUACGACCUGUUAUCGCUGACCUUCUGCUUAGAAAACACAACAUGAAAAAAAGGCCUGAAGAUGAUGACUUUAACCCUUAUAGAGAACAGAUUACCGGACCAGCCUAUGCGUUACUUCUCCGCAAUAUGGCGGAUAAAACUACCGAAGGCUACGGCACAUUAUUGACGAAAUUGUUAACAAAAGAAGUAGAGAUGCUGCCACGAAAUAUAAGCAGUGCCACGGCAGCCAGAAGACUUGGCUCAACUUAUGAGAAAUUUGUUGAGGGAAUCCCUUGGUUUCUGCAAUCCAUGUAUCGGAAGACAUGCAAAUCAGCUUUGAUACCAGGCUUAGCUUCUGGACUGCUUAGUUGCUUCAAAACAACCAUUCACCUUGGCAAACGAGAAGAACCAGGCAGAAACGACCUAAUUGAAGAUGCUAAAAUUAACAGACAGAUGCUGGACAAUCUUCUUGGUGAAGUCAACGUGGAACCUGCAGAUUGGCAACAUGCUAUUAUGGCACCAAUAUCUUGGGCGAAAUUGAUGGACAGGAUUUUUGAUGUCACUUUAGAAGGCAGAAAGGCAGAGCUGUCAUUGCAGUUUGACAAAGGAAGCAUAACCGAAGAAUACUUGAAGUCGGAAACCGAAAGCUCUUUUUGCUGGGUGAGAGACCAGUUAACGAGUCAGUUGAUGAAGGCCUCCAAGGGUAUUCCGACAAUGCAAGGCAAUUCAGUUCUCGCAUUGGCUGCGUUAGCAGUGAAAGUAUCCACUUCUAGUGACAAUAAAGGUGAUGACGAUUUGAGAAACCAAUCAGUUCAAUAUUUAGACAAGAAGUCCUGGCUUGCCAAAGUCGCAGACACAAUCAUGGUUGUUCUUGAUGGAAAUUUUAAACCCAAAACUACGCCAUUGCAAUGGUGUCAACAGUUUUCAUCUCAUAAAUCUACCGCCAGUUCGUUGUUGUCGCGUGCUGCAGCAGCCAUUGCUGUUUCAGAAGUUGCUUCGUCCCUUAUUUCUGUUGAUUUGGAGCGCAUUCAACAAAUUACCCAGUUUCUCAUAACACGGAUUACAGGACAAGAAAAAGCAGGCAAAUCGUCCAUAAUUCAAUUCAGCUCUGCUAUUGGACUUGGAAUUCUCCUGAAUCGGCUACAGCAACAAGGCUUCAAUGACGUCAUAGGGCAAGAGGGAUAUUUUUUGUGUGCAAGAGCUUUGCAUGUACUGGAAAGAACAGUUUACGACACAGAAUUAUGUAACAGGGAAGGCGCCGUUUUUGGAUAUGGCCUAGCCUUGUGUGCAACAUUCACAGAGAGUUCAAAAGAUUCUAGAGUUUAUGCCAUCGCUGCUUAUAACAAAUUAGCUGAAUUUGUAAAAAAUCUGGAUCUACAUGAAAAACCGAGUCUUUUAGAUGAGGGAUUCUAUUUUGCUUUAGCGGUUUCAACUGUUAGCGGCUUUUCUGCUGAUCUGAUCAAGGCUAGUGUCGUAGCUGAGGCCUUGGAUGUCAUAAAUUCAGUUCGUAAAAUGCACCCAGCGAGCUAUGUAUUGCAAGCUGCGUAUGGUAUGCUGUUGCAGGGAUCCUUGUACUCUGGCUUAAGCCAGACGAAAAGUCUUGUAGAAAUUGCAGUUGAUCUUUGGCUUCAAGACAUGACAGAUCAGAAAAAGGCAACAGAAGAGCGAACUGCUUGUGUCUAUGGCCUUUUGAACACAUUUGGAUGCAGUUCAUUUCUUUUCCAGUUUGAUCAGCUAGAUGUCUUCGAUGCUUCUUUAAAGAACAAAUUGGCAGUUGUUGUUAAGACGCUUCAGCAGUUAGUAGAAAUAACUGAAGAGUCGUCAUUCUGCAUCCAUUGCUGCAGACUGCUUGGAUUACUCCAUCUUGUCUACCUUGGAGGAACGCAACGACAAUCUGCCUUGCCUGGCAACUAUAAUUAUUUAACUGAAUCAAGUUUACUUCGAUCCCUGUUUGACUGCCUUGUCGAAGCAGGGAAAUCAGGCCCAAACGGCAGAUUCUCAUCACAAGCUGUGAAUUCAAUAAUCCACCCACUUAUUUCCACCUCCGCAAUGAAACUGCCUCCUGUCAACUGGGCCUUAGUACUCAGCCCGCUUAUGAAACUUGGCUUCGAUAAAGAAACAAGGCGUCUUUGUUUCAAGUUUGCUGUUCUCAACAUUUCUUCUUCUGCCACCAUCCCCACCUGGCUGUUAUCAUGGAUGAAUCCUUCAGUUUUUCUGUCUCUUGAGAUUGAAUGCAAGCAAGAAAUCUUAAGCAGCAUCAAUCAUAUCAUUAAAUUUAUUCCAAUAAACAAAGUGAAAAUGGUGGCAAAAGAUAUGAUGCUCAAAGCCUUUCUAGAGCCAGAUGCCACUGAAAGCCAGAAGCUGGCGGUGUUAGCUAGCAUGAAAAAAAUGGCCGAGUUUCCGAAUCCUGUCCAAUCAUGCCUUCUUUGUGUCAAAUGUGCUCUACAAAGAAUAACUGCAAAUGAAGAUGCAAUGAAGGACCAUGAAAAUAUCAAAGGCAUUGCAGACUGUGUCCUGCGACUCCCGAAUGAGCUUCAGCACGAUUUUUUGAACAAUAUCCAGACAACGGAACAUAUUAUCAGGAUUGAGUCAGCUAUGGUUGCUUAUUUUGGCUCAAGAUUGAAGACCAUGGAAAGAGCCUUUGAGCUUUUCUUAGGAGAUCCAGCAAACAUCAGCCACUCUUCAAUGUUGUCAAUAAAAAUUGCACUGCAGCGUCACUUUCUAAGAAGUUUGACAUCAAAAGAGCGUGACGAAGAGGUCAUGUGGCUUCUAGAGCAAAUGGGGAAAAUAAACAAGCUGAUAGUAAACAAACUGGACGAAACUUGCCGCAGCUUACUCGAAAUUCUGGCCUGCACGUUGGCAAUAUGGUCUUCAUCUGGCAUUCAACUGCCAUUAAAAAUGCAAUCAUGUGACAAAAACUACGACUUGGCAUGUUGGGAGUUGUUUGGGCAGCAAUUAGAAUCGCUUUUGUUGACUCCUUCGUGGCAACACUUGCAAGAGAAGAUUUUAGAGUGGUUGAUAACGAAUGCAGAGAAUGUCUCCAACAUGGACAGAAGUAAAUCCAUUAUGUCUUUGUUAAAAGGAUCAAUUAUUCAUUUGAGCAACACUGAAAUUUGGAAGUCCCGAGGACUGUGGGUUAAAUCUAUUGAAUGUUUAGUAAAGAUUUGAUAAUUACAUGUUCAUUAGCAGAAAUUGUUUUCCUUGUGGUUUCAGGUACCAAUCUUAGUGCUAGAAAGUGUUUUCAUUAGAUGGUUGAUAAAUUUGACUAUAUUGAAGAGAUAUUUUCACGAAAAGUUUUCGUUUUCUGUUGUCCACACUAUACGGUGAGCUUGUCUUCACGAACGGCUCUGAGUGUUCUGCCUGCUCGUGAUAUAUGCAAAGAUAAACCUGUUGCCAUUUCUUUAAAAUGUUAAUUAAGUUUUUGCUGAAACACACUGGACACAAACGCGAAUGUUCACACAGUUUUAACAUGAUUUCUACAUCAAUAUGUGACUUGACUCUUCUCUGAAAGUCGGCUUUACAGUUUAUCUUGUUUAGGUCUAUUGGUCGUUAUUCUAAGCAUCCAGCUCUCAUUACGCUGAUCGCAGUUUUGUGGCUAAGUAACAAUAUCAGAUGUGUAUAAAAAAUUAAGCAAGUAUCAAGAAUAAAAAUAGGUAGAAGAAUCUGCACAGAAUUUUACAGUAAGCUUCUUAUCGAAUAAUACUAUUUGAUUAAUAACCUAAAAACGGACUUGUACGCUUAGAACCUCUCUUCUCUCUUUCGCGCAGAGUUGGAAGCAAUUAAUUUUGAUACUAGAAAUGAGAAUAUUUCUAGUAAAUAAAAAAUGCAUGCUUGUUCAGAGAUCUUUCAAACGUUUCUUUCAAUUUCACUGUUAAUUCAUUAAUAGCAGUCCUUCUGCCCCCAUUCAUGCCCUCCCUUGCCACCUUGGUGCCAGGUUUGUCUCCAUGCCAGAUGCUCUAUGCCACAUGUCUCCAUCUUUCUUCUCAAUCAGGCUAGACAUUAAAAUCUUUAAUCAAGUUUUAAUUUUUUUUAAAUUUAUCAUCAUUUAAGACGAAUAAAGCUGCAUUCGUAUAGGUUUUGAUUUCGCUUUUUAUUACACAAGUCGCCUUUGCAAAUUUAUUUCAAGUCUAUUUUUUAAAAAACUGGCGACAGAAAUUAAUUGCUAUCAGUCAAAAACUAUGCAAAGUCAUGCUAAGGUAUGUUUUGAUCUUUUUUCCUUGCACUUUUCUUGUCAUUUUCCGUUUGAAAACUUUUCAUUGUGUAUUAAACACCGCCAUGUGAUAGACGCCACCCUUUUUGAACAUCGUAUCCAAAUUUGGAUUUUGUAUCAAACGCCGCCGCGUUCUUUAGAGGAAAAACGGUAUACCACGAGAAAAAACGGUAUACCAUGAAGAAGAUCCGCUGUAAAUUUAUUUUGUCCAUGGUUGUUUUGUCGCAUUAUAAAGUACAAGAUUUUUAGCGAAGGCGGGUUAGCAUGUUUUUUUUGUAUCUCAGCUCUAAAUAUCGAAGCUGCUAGGCUGAAGCAUGUGGCUUUUGUACUAAACGAUGCUUACGUACAACAUAUGGUAAAUGUCAGGAAAAUCCCGUUUUCUUGACACUUUUUGUGAACAUAAAUACGAAAUUCUUGUGACUGAUUUCCAAUUCCAUUGGAAAGAGGUGCUGUCUUCUAGGCCAGCCGGUGCUUUGAUAUGAGAAAAUAUGGUGGGUUCACUUCUUCUCACCUACUCAGAAUACAGCGUAUCAAAAAUAGUCAAUCGAUUGUUACCUCGGAAUGAAUCAAUGAUUUCGUUAACAAGUCAUUAGCCAGCUGUUCCUUUUAGGAAUGAAUAAAUAAGAACUGCAUUAAAGCCAUGAACAGUACAAUCACAGACUCCAAAGCUUUGCUUGGCUGCUUUCUGUCACCAGGGAGUUUCAACGUAGUCUACCUGUUGCUGUUGUCUAGCCAAGUUUCAAAAUGGUGCAUAUGCAAAUGAUGUUACUGGUUCUGUUUAUGGCCUUCGCUGUCCAUCUCCACGCAAAACCUGUUUCAAGAGAUGAAAUGGAGCCGUAUUACCCCGACUUUUAUGCACACGGUUCCCGUUUUCUCCCAGAUUUUGACUUCGAGAGAAAUUUUGGUGACAUCAUUAAGAAGUGGAAAAAAGUUGCUAGCAGCAGGAAACCUGCGAUGGCAAAGAGAAAUUUUGGUUCUGGCUACAUGCACCACAGGCUGGCAACAGCAGGACAAAGCAGGCAGCAAAAUUUAGGAUCUUUUGGAAACCAAUUCCACAAUAUCUUUGCUGGUUAGACAUUUUACUGUUUUGCAAAGUUUGAAGAUAUCCAGAAUUGUAAAUCGUUCACAAUUAUUUAUUUGAUCAGCUUCAAAGUUUAUUUGCAAUAUAUCUAAAUCGAGGAACGAAACUUCAACCAAACAACUAGCUGUUUUGUAUAAGGUAGCAGUAUAAUUUGUAGCAGCAACUGUAGCUAUCAAGUAUUCAAUAACAAGACUGUCAGAUAUUGUUGUGA